GCUUCACUGACACGGAUGGCAACCCCUUGGCGAAAAGCGACCGGGUUCUCAAGGUGCAUUUGGACGAGGAGGGCUAUUUCGCUAGGUUUGACAAGGUGCGCGGAUUUAGCUUCAAUUUGAAUGAAGAUUAUCAUUGCAUUACGAAGGAGCCCUUGGAUAUGCCCGUCAGACUCGGGAAGCAUUACCCCAAGAGGUCCAAUCGCAACAACACCUUGGGUCCUGUGGCUUGCCCAGCCUUUGUUCCAGAGCAUGCCCACAUGCAGCCAUGGAAGAUCAAGAAGGAUAUUUGGUCAGAAAAGAGCAAGAUGAGUUGUCGUGUUGGUGGCCCUGCACCUACUGCACAUGAGAAAACAACAAGGAAGGGGGAUACCAUGGAGCCUGUGAAUUUCCAUCAACUACCUUGGAAAUUUUGGGCUGAGAUGAUCCACAGUCACAACUGUCAGGCUGUGAUCGAUUGCACAGUGGGCGCUGGCUAUGUUGCAGAAGCUGCCAUCCAUGAAAGAGUACCCUAUUUGGGUAUUUGCCAAACUACCCUCCACAGCAACAUUACCAGGCAGUACCUGUUCGCUCGGGUGUGGAAGCUGAUGCAAGAGCAUGGUUCGGAUUUCUAUAUUCCGGAGCUGCACGAAGCUUUGGGACAGGACAUGAUG
Molecule: messenger RNA, 650 nt
Organism: Durusdinium trenchii
Lineage: Eukaryota; Dinophyceae; Suessiales; Symbiodiniaceae
Source: the annotation of a GenBank genome assembly